This is a messenger RNA of Hypomesus transpacificus, 2253 nucleotides long. RefSeq lists its product as uncharacterized. The coding region runs from base 564 to 1988 and encodes 474 amino acids. Gene Ontology annotation, biological process: cell surface receptor signaling pathway. The record is from RefSeq and is a predicted model, not a curated record. Gene Ontology annotation, cellular component: plasma membrane. Lineage: Eukaryota; Metazoa; Chordata; Actinopteri; Osmeriformes; Osmeridae. The transcript is spliced from 8 exons.
CAUUAGUUUUGUUCACAACGUUCCCUGAAAACAAACUGAAAUUAGUCUCGUGUUCCCAUGAGGAGUGAGGGAGAGCCUUCUGAGUGGUCGUAACUUUACGCUGGAGCCAGUUCUAACUCAUUUAGUCUUUCUAACCUCUGUACCUCUCCUCCAUCUCCCUUUAUAACUGAGCAUGUCAUGUAACAUAUUAAUCCAGCAGGCGUUUCUAUCCAACGCAACGUACAGAAGGAAUUUGAACCUGCAACCUCUUGACCUGCAGUCACAUACUCUAACCUCUGAACUGUCCUUUAGGCCUAUCCUCAGAUUCAUGUCCAACAGUACCCCUACCAAGCACCAACCCUCAGACCCUAACACAGCAAGACCCUGCAUUACUACAUUCAUGUCACUGAUCCAUCACCUCACUGCACCAGACACAAGAGCCACAGGGCACCACAGAGCAAGAGCUAGUCUCCAAGUAAAACACCAACUAUUGGUCACGUGACCUGCCGGUUGGUUUACUGUGAACUGGUGAGACCGUGAUGUGGAUGUAACAUCAUUCAGCAGGGGAAGUGGUUACCAGCAACAUGCUAGUCACAGUCCUGGGAGUUCUUCUGACUCUGAUCUACUCAUGUGAGUGUUCAGGCCCCACGGUCCUCCAGGCACCCACAGACCUUGUCCUCCACGCUGGGCAGACCGACCAGGUGACCCUGCAGUGCAGCGUGGGUCCAGGCUUCAGCAUGAGCAGCUACACCAUGCUGUGGUACCGCCAGGCUGGCUCCGGGGCUCCGAUAGAGUACCUCACCAAGGAGUACGAGACUCCCGAGGGCCACCUCCAGCCCUCUAUCGACACGUCCAGCAACAGCUUCACCCUGCGGAUAUCAGAGCUGUCUCCGGAUGACAGCAGCACCUACCUCUGUGCUGCCAGUCACAGUGCUGCCAAGCAGACUGGGAGCCAUGCAAAUACAUCAUGUGAGGCUAAUGACAUUAGGAUGACAAGGCCCCGACACGCAGCGCUACGUCAAGCAGAGUGCGUGACUCUGGACUGUGAACACGAUGACAGCAACUUUUACUACAUGUUCUGGUACCGACAAACAGGCAGCCAGAUGCGCAUGCUUGCUUCCUCCAUGGGCAAGAAUGUGUCCACUGUGGAGGCUGGACCCAGAUAUGCCAUGUCUCGUCCUAACCUGACUUACUCCUCCCUGGAGAUCAGACAGCUGGAAGGCCAGGACUCUGCGGUGUAUCUCUGUGCCUCCAGCACUGGCACGCUGACUCAGAGCAACCACAUGGCGCGACAACAACCUAGAAACCACACCGUGGAGUUAGGAAGCACUGCCUGUGCUCUGCCAUCAUAUUGGGCUAUUGCGGUGAUUAUGUGCAAGAGUUGGCUCUAUGCCCAGAUCCUGGUGCACAAUGAGUUUAUAUCUCCGUUAGCGACUGUGGGUUUCAAUGAGGCUUAUUUUGGGAAAGGAACCAAACUCACCGUCUUAGAUCCCAAAAUAUCAGACAUAGCCAUCGCACCGAAGGUCAGUGUUCUGCCCCCCUCCACACACGAGUGUAAGGAUGCAAAAGACAACAAAAACAAAAAGACCCUGGUGUGCGUGGCCACCGGCUUCUACCCGGAUCACGUCAGCGUGUCCUGGAAGAUCGGUGACCGUAACGUGACCGAUGGAGUGGGGACGGACAACUCGGCCGUGUGGGACAACGAAACGGAGAGGUACAGCAUCACCAGCCGCUUGAGAGUGCCUGCCGGAGAGUGGUACACAGACACCAAUCAGUUCAACUGUACUGUCCUCUUCUUUGAUGGUACGGAAGACAAAGCCUUUUCAGCGUCUGUUAUGGGAGAUAAAGCUCCGUCAACUGGAGGCAUGACAACAGAGAACUACGUGAAGAGCACUCAGACAGCUAAACUGGCGUACAUCGUCUUCAUCGCUAAAAGCAGCCUGUAUGGGUUCUUUGUGGUCGUGUUUGUGUGGAAGCUCCAGGGUAAAUCUGGGAAGCAUUUCACCUGAGGCCACAACAGGAAACCUGUGUUGACUGGGAUGGUGGGGUACUGUAUAUAGAAAUGAUUGCAGAGUAAAGAGGGCUUUGUUAAUAGGGAUUUCUGAAAUAACCUCAAGCCUGUAUAGAAAGAACAUUGUGAAGACAAACUUUUGUUCUCUACCUUUUUGAAAUGAAUUAACCAUAAUAGUGUAUGUUUGUAUUCAACAUAGCAGCUGCAUCUGCUAACAUUAUUCACAUUCAGAUUUUUCAUUGUUAAUAAAGUUGUAAUAUACA